This is a messenger RNA of Ascoidea rubescens DSM 1968, 1743 nucleotides long. It is a transcript of the gene GPI10, whose product is annotated as putative glycosylphosphatidylinositol-alpha 1,2 mannosyltransferase. Gene Ontology annotation, cellular component: endoplasmic reticulum membrane. Gene Ontology annotation, biological process: GPI anchor biosynthetic process. Gene Ontology annotation, molecular function: alpha-1,2-mannosyltransferase activity. Bases 1 to 1743 code for a protein of 580 amino acids. NCBI's taxonomy places the organism in Eukaryota, Fungi, Ascomycota, Saccharomycetes, Ascoideales, Ascoideaceae. The record is from RefSeq and is a predicted model, not a curated record. The transcript has 3 exons.
AUGUCACAGAAAACCGACCCAGUGCUAAAACAGAGGAGUCUGGUGGUUAAGAAUGACUCAAUUAGUCCAUUGGAUGCUUCCGAGAAAAAAGUCCCACAAGACCAGUCUAAACCAGAGGUCAAAAAAGCCAAAGAAAUUAUAAAUAACUCAUUACCACCUCCAAUUGUACUACAAUACCUCAUAACUUUAAGAAUAAUCAAUGCUUUUACCAUAAACACUUUUUUCCAGCCUGACGAAUACUUUCAAUCAUUAGAACCUGCUCACUUUUUUGUCUAUGGAUACGGUGAGUUGACAUGGGAAUGGUUGACUGAGCUUAGAAACUUCAAUUAUCCAUUUAUUUAUUCAUUAUUGUAUCAGCUAUCAGAGUUUUUUGAUUUGGGCUAUACUGGUGUCUAUAUACUACCAAAACUAUUCAAUGGCAUCAUUGCAGGAAUAAGUGACUAUUGUUUAUAUUAUUUAGCCAGAAACUUGAACCUCUUUCCAAACAGCGCAGCCAAAAAUGAGGUUUUUGCAAGAUAUGUUUUAGCUGCCUCUGUAUUGUCUUCUUUUAAUUGGUUCUUGAUUACAAGGAGUUUUUCAAAUAGCUUUGAAAUGAUUUUGACAACAGUUGCUUUAAGUUAUUGGCCAUUUUCAACUCGUUUGAAUAUGAAAUCGUUGAGUAUUGCGUCGGUUGCUUGUAUAAUUAGACCAACAAAUGCUAUAAUUUGGUUAAUAAUUGGUAUAGAUUUUUUGGUUUCAAAAAAGAAUUCAAAGAAUUUUAAAAUUAAUGUCAUAAUAUACUCAUUAAUCAUUGGUGUGGUGAUAAAUUUAAUUAAUUUAUUAAUUGAUUACUAUUAUUAUGGAAAAUUGACUUUUCCUUUGAAAAACUUUAUCAAAUUUAAUUUAAUCAAUUCAUAUUCAGAUUUUUAUGGCAUAAAUUCCAUUAGUUUUCAUUUUUUACAAAGUUUACCGUUUAUUUUGACAACUUAUCUUCCUUUUUUUAUAUUUUCUGUUUUCAAAUUUCCAGCUGAAAAAAGAAAAUUAUUUAAUAUUAUCAUUAUUUCAAAUUUGGGGUUUUUCUCACUAAUUACACAUAAAGAAUUCAGGUUUAUUUAUCAAUUGAUGCCUUUUUUAAUUAUCUAUUCGUCAUAUGGUAUCUAUCAAUUUUCCAAUAUUCCUAAUACGAAUAAUGGAAUUUUAGUUAAAAUGUUUAAAAAAUAUUUUUUUCAUUUAAUUGUUAUAAUAAAUCUCGCAAUCAGUUUAUUUUUAACACAAAUUCAUGAAAGAGGAGUCAUUGAUUUGGUGGUAAGUCUUAGAGACGACCCAGAUGUUGAAUCUAUUGGACUUUUAACGCCAUGUCAUUCAACACCUUUACAAUCACUUUUACAUAAUAAAGAUUUAUCAAAAAAGAACCACAUUUGGUAUUUGACAUGUGAGCCACCUUCAUUAAAUAAUGAGUCUGGAGAUAAAAUUGAUAUUAAAGAUUAUAAAGAUGAAUCAGAUAUAUUUUAUGAAAAUCCAUUUGCCUUUUUAACCCAAAAUCUUCCACCUGUUUUUAAUAAAAAUCUAAGAACUCCAGGAAAAUAUUUUAAAUAUGAGUGGCCAACACAUUUAAUUUUUUUUGAAAGUUUAGAAAAGGAAAUGAAAGAAUAUUUAAAAGAUAGUAAGUAUGAAGAAUGCGAUAGAUUUUUCAAUACAUGGUUUCAUUGGGAUAGUAGAAGGCAAGGUGAUAUAAUAGUUUACUGUAAAUGGCCAUGGGAUUGA